UCCACAAACACUGGCCACUGAUCCAGAAGGAGUGCCCUCUGGUGGCUGUCCUGGGCACUGCAGCAGAUGACUGUCUGUGACGCAUUUGAAGUCGAUGGAGCCAGCUUUGGGAAAAAUCGAGUUAAAGUUUUGUGAAGGUUUGGUGCUGUACAGCAAGGAUUCAUGGAUCGAGUGGAAUCUGAACACUCACAACACUAAAGGAGCCGUGAUCGAUGCUGUGAGGAAUCUGCCCUAUAAAGGAGGACACACACUCACAGGUCUGGCUCUGAAGUAUAUUCUGGAGAACAGCUUUAAAGCUGAAUCUGGAUCCAGACCUGACGUUCCUAAGAUUGGGAUUCUGAUCACGGAUGGGAAAUCAGUGGACGAUGUUCUUUCUCCUGCUCAGACACUCAGAGAUGCUGGGAUCGAGCUGUUUGCUAUCGGAGUGAAGAAUGCGGAUGAGAACGAGCUGAGAGCCAUCGCGUCCCCGCCGGAGGACACACACGUGUAUUACGUGGCUGAGUUCAGCUUUAUGUUAGACAUCGUGGAGGGACUCAGCAGGAGCGUCUGCGAGCGCGUCUCUGAACUCAGCAGAGAGAUCAGCGGUGAAGAAGUGUCAGCCGCUCCCAGUGACCUUCUGACCUCUGAGCUCACGGUCAGGAGAUUCUGUGUUACUCGUCCAGCGGAUCUCUAAGAGUGACACAGAUGAAGAUGAAGAUGAUGACGAUGGGCAGGAAGAUGAAGAUGCCAUCAGGCGUGCUCCUGUUUGCAGCGUUAUGUGGCUGUUCUGAAAAACAAACAAAAAACACACAUUGUUUUAUUAUUUCA
Cyprinus carpio (common carp) is the source of this 807-nucleotide messenger RNA. RefSeq names its product collagen alpha-1(XIV) chain-like. The transcript is spliced from 6 exons. The record is from RefSeq and is a predicted model, not a curated record. NCBI's taxonomy places the organism in Eukaryota, Metazoa, Chordata, Actinopteri, Cypriniformes, Cyprinidae. Bases 95 to 673 code for a protein of 192 amino acids.